AUGUUUGUGCUGCGGAACGUUGGCAAGCUGAUUUUUGGCUCGAGCACCCAAGAAUCUCUCAUCGACCUGCCUCAGGGCCAGCUAUACCUCGUCCGGCCCCUCUCCCCCAAGGGAUACUCGGAGCUCAUCUUCAAGGACUCGGCCAUUCGCAUCCGUCGCACCAAUCAAGACUUUCACUACCAGCUCGUCGCCCAGCGUGUCUUUGAAGAGGGCGAGGCUGAGCUUCUCGCCGAGGAAGAGGGCGACGACGCCGAACUCGACGCCCUUGCCGCCGAACGCGACGAGAAGACGUUUCUGCUCGACGAGGCGCUGCAUUUCAGGGUCGACAUCCGAGAAGGCGGCGAAAAGGUUCUGGCUUGGAGAGACCUGAGCGGAGACACCGGCGACCUCUACGAAUUUGUUUGCGACAGUCAGGUUUCGUCUGCCCAGGUCGAGCAGUUUGUCGCAGCUGCCCGGGAGUGCCAGUACGAGCGCAAGUACCGCAAGCCACAUACCACGGCAUCCGACGAGGACCUACAGCAGUUUGAGUUUCACGAGGAGUCCCCCAUUCCACCCGCGAGCCCCCUCCACAGCCCCACGCUGGCCCGAUCCAUCGACUCCAUCGACGACAUGUUUAAGCAGAAGAACGCGGCAAACUCCUCCGCCAGGCGGGAGCCCUCCUCCGCCCUUGUGCAGUCAUCGAAGCCGGAGGAGGCUUCCCACCCGACAGAGCCAAGCCCCGCUCCAGAGCCCAUCGACAUUUACGCUACCGUCACGGCGGAGCUGCAUCUCUUCGAUCCUCAGCCAGGCCACUUUGUCAUGAUCGACGACAGCGUCAUUACAACCGUCUCUGAGGUCGGGAAAUGGGAAUACUGGCUGCAGAUUGACGGCAAGGAAAGGUCUUGGCUAGGGACGCCGGUUGUUGCAGAGUUCAACCCGGUUUUCGACUUUGAGUAUCUCUCUUUUGUCUUCAACCAUUUCAGCGACGACGGCACGGCGAGAUCAUGGCUGCUGCGCUUCAAGGAUCAGUCGACGCUGGAAAGGUUUCAGCAGGCCAUCAUGCAGGCCAUUUGGGAGAAGUUGAAUGAGACAAAGUGGGCCAAGAUUCAGCAAAAGGAGCGCGAGUAUGUCCUCGACGCGUUCGGAGAUCUCCACAUGGACGAUGCGCCCCUUAAGGAAGACGACGAGCAGGAGGAAGACGAUCAGGAUGACCAUGAUGAGGCCGACGAGAGCAUUCGCAGCGAAUCAUACGACUCGGAAGACGACGACGCGGCCGACGAAGAGAAGGAAGGCGGCGAGGUCAACUCGCAACUUGCCGUCGGCUACAAGCACGAUCGUUCCUUUGUCGUCCGCGGAUCCAAGAUUGGUGUCUUUUCUCACACGCCCGACAACCGUCUCAGGUUUUCCACCAAUAUCUCCAAGGUGACAACGCCAAAUGGAAAGCUCAUGAGCCCGAAAAAGGUCAUGCUGCACAGCGAGGAUCGAGAUCUCAUCCUGCAGAACAACACCGACCCCAACAAGCUGUAUCGCAUGGACCUCGAAUACGGCAAGGUUGUCGACGAGUGGAACGUCCAUGACGACAUCCCUGUCGUCACCUUUGCCCCCGAGAACAAGUUUGCGCCGAUGACUUCGGAGCAGACGUUCCUCGGAGUCUCCAACAAUGCGCUGUACCGCAUCGACCCACGCCUCUCGGGCAACAAGCUCGUCGACGCGGAUAUGAAGCAGUACGCGUCCAAGAAUGACUUCUCGGCCCUCGCCACGACGGAGAAUGGCUACAUCGCCGUGGCGAGCAACAAGGGCGAUAUCCGCCUCUUUGAUCGGCUCGGUAUCCGUGCCAAGUCUCAGCUGCCCGCCCUGGGCGAUCCCAUUUCCGGCAUGGACGUGUCGGCCGACGGUCGAUGGAUUCUGGGCACCACCAAGAAUUAUCUCUUGCUCGUGGAUGCCCAGCAAAAGGGCGGCAAAAAUGAGGGCAAGCUCGGCUUUGAAAAGCCCUUUGCUGCCGACUCCAAGCCCCAGCCACGCCGCCUCGCCCUCACGCCGGAGCACGUCGCUCAGUUUUACCACGAGACGGGCAAGCCCGUUUCCUUCACCCCCGCCAAGUUCAACACGGGCGAGGGCACGGAAGAAACGAGCAUCAUCACCGCCACGGGCCCCUACAUCAUCGAGUGGAACCUCAAGCGCGUGCUCCGCGGCAUGAAGAGUGCCUACCGCAUCAAGCGCUACGAGGAUGUGGUCAAGGCCGACGACUUUAAGUUCGGAUCGGACAAGAACGUCAUCGUCGCGCUGCCCAACGAGGUCAACAUGGUGGCCAAGCAGAGCCUGCGGAAACCCACGCGCGAGAGCAUCAUUGGCAAUGUCCGGCUGAGUGGUGGGCGAAGAAGCUCGGCGCGGGUCGGAAACCUGGACAGCGGGAGGUACAAGCUCGGCAAGGACGAUAUCGUGAACUCUCCCUACUGA
Messenger RNA from Hirsutella rhossiliensis, 2436 nucleotides. RefSeq names its product VID27 cytoplasmic protein. Gene Ontology annotation, molecular function: protein binding. The transcript is spliced from 2 exons. The record is from RefSeq and is a predicted model, not a curated record. The coding region runs from base 1 to 2436 and encodes 811 amino acids. NCBI's taxonomy places the organism in Eukaryota, Fungi, Ascomycota, Sordariomycetes, Hypocreales, Ophiocordycipitaceae. Gene Ontology annotation, cellular component: nucleus; cytoplasm.